AUGUUUUCCCUGGCAGGUUUCCUUGAGCAGGGCUUACUCGUCAGAAACUCCAAGAAGUUAGGCAAUAAGUAUGUUGCCACCUUACAGUUCAAGCUUGACAUCCUUUCUGUUUUGCCCACUGAUUUUGCAUACUUUGCCACGGGCUUAAACCGGCCUGAGGACCGCUUCAAUAGGCUGCUACGCUUCUCUCGCAUGUUUGAGUUCUUCAAUUGAACUGAGACGAGGACCAGCUGCCCAAACAUCUUUAGGAUCUGCAACCUAGUGUUGUACAUCUUGGUCAUCAUCCACUGGAAUGCCUGCAUUUAUUAUGCCAUUUCCAAGUCCAUUGGCUUUGGAGUGGACACCUGGGUUUAUCCAAAUAUAUCCGAUCCAGAGUAUGGCUAUCUGACGAGGGAGUACAUCUAUUGUCUCUAUUGGUCUACCCUGACCUUGACAACCAUUGGAGAGACUCCUCCCCCUGUGCAGGAUGAAGAGUUUCUCUUUGUCAUCUUUGACUUCCUGAUUGGUGUUCUCAUCUUUGCUACAAUAGUAAAUAGUGUGGGCUCCAUGAUCUCCAACAUGAAUGCCACCAGAGCCGAGUUCCAGGCCAAGAUUGAUGCUGUCAAGCACUACAUGCAAUUCCACAAAGUGAGCAAGGACAUGGAGGCCAAGGUCAUCUGGUGGUUUGACUAUCUCUGGAUCAAUAAGAAAACUGUUGAUGAAUGGGAAGUGCUCAAGUUGCGAGCCGAGAUAGCCAUCAAUGUCCACCUAGAGACUCUGAAGAAAGUGAGGAUAUUCCAGGACUGUGAGGCUGGCCUCUAGGUAGAACUCGUGCUCAAGCUCCUCCCUCAGGUUUUCAGCCUGGUUUUCAGCCCAGGCGAUUAUAUUUGUCAAAAAGGGGACAUAGGAAAGGAGAUGUAUAUCAUUACAGAAGGGAAGCUGGCUGUGGUGGCUGAUGAUGACGCCCAAUAA
Sphaerodactylus townsendi is the source of this 951-nucleotide messenger RNA. Its product is annotated as cyclic nucleotide-gated olfactory channel-like. Gene Ontology annotation, cellular component: intracellular cyclic nucleotide activated cation channel complex; plasma membrane. Gene Ontology annotation, molecular function: intracellularly cGMP-activated cation channel activity; cGMP binding; intracellularly cAMP-activated cation channel activity. Lineage: Eukaryota; Metazoa; Chordata; Lepidosauria; Squamata; Sphaerodactylidae. Gene Ontology annotation, biological process: monoatomic cation transmembrane transport. The record is from RefSeq and is a predicted model, not a curated record.